This is a messenger RNA of Mycena indigotica, 810 nucleotides long. RefSeq names its product BTB domain-containing protein. The record is from RefSeq and is a predicted model, not a curated record. NCBI's taxonomy places the organism in Eukaryota, Fungi, Basidiomycota, Agaricomycetes, Agaricales, Mycenaceae. Bases 1 to 810 code for a protein of 269 amino acids. Gene Ontology annotation, molecular function: protein binding. The transcript is spliced from 3 exons.
AUGAGCGCCGACGUUGAUACCGCUGUCGCCCAGCCGGCGCCGCUCACGCGAAACGAGCGGUACUACCUCAACGACGUCAUGUCCGUCUUCCAGGUCGAGACCCAGCUCUUCAAGAUCCACCGCCACUUCCUCGUGAAGGAGUCCGAGGUGUUCAACACGAUGUUCCAGUGCCCGCCUGGGCCCGGCGCGGAGACGCCCGACGGGGCGGACGACGCGCACCCCAUAUUGACGCCGGGCGUGACCGUCGCGGAGUUCGAGGCGCUGCUCGACUUCUUCUAUACAGACGAGUUUCACGAGGACUGCCCCGAGCUGCACACGUGGCUCGACCUGCUGUCCAUCGCGACGCGCUACGACUUCCAGCGUCUCCGGGAGCGCGCCAUCGACGUAAUCGACGGGCACAGGUGGAACGGCCGCCAAUGGGGCGUGUGCGAAGAGUUCGACCCCAUCACGCGCAUCGUCCUCGCAGAAAAGCACGCCAUCCCGCACUGGCUGACUACCGCCUACAUCGCCCUCUGCGAGCGCGGGACCCCGCUCCAGCUCCACGAGGUCCGCACAAUCGGCGUCGAGAAGGCCGUGCUGAUCGCCGAGGCGCGGGAGAAGAUCCGCGACAUCGAGCACGCGGUCGACCGUGACGACGCUGUCGAAUAUAUGCAGCUGCCAGUGCCGCCGUUCACUGGCACAAUACCGGAGCUCCACGUGCCGCGCCCCCCGUCUCCCAACGGCUUUUAUCACGACCGCAGCCGGGUCCGCGCCGUCAUUGACGCUGUGUUCAACCCCCCGCCCCCGCCGCCGAUGGAGGAGGAUGAGUGA